CCAAUAUUUAUAUGCGAUAAGGAUAGGUAGAACUCAAGGCAUUGCAAACACAAUGACUUCUUCCAUGUCCUUCCUUGGACUCUCUUCUUCCUCCUCUUCUACUGUUAGCUCUCUGUAGUUUUACGAUGUAUUCUUGAGUUUUAGAGGAGAAGAUACUCGCAAUACUUUCACUACCCAUCUUCACCAUGCUUUGCUUCAAAAUGGCAUCCACACCUACAUAGAUGAGGACAAGCUUAGAAGAGGUGAUGAAAUCUCACCAGCACUUCUCCAAGCCAUUGAAAAUUCCCGACUUUCAAUUAUCGUGCUCUUAGAAAAUUAUGCAUCAUCUAUUUGGUGCUUAGAUGAAUUGCUCAACAUUCUCAAUUGCAAGAAAACAAAGCAACAAAUAGUUUUACCUAUAUUUUACCAUGUAAAUCCAUCAGAUGUACGAAAUCAAAGAGGUAGUUUUGGAGAAGCUUUGGCUGUAUGUGUAGGAAAAUUCAAUGAAGAUGUGAAGAAGGUGCAAAGGUGGAAGGCAGCCCUACAAGAAGUGGCCAAUUUGGCUGGAUACGAGUUGGAAAAUGGGUAACUCUAACCACUCUUGUGCCUUUCAUUGGAGAUUUGUUAUUAUUAUUAUUGUUAUUAUCAUUAUUAUUAUUAUUAUUAUUAUUAUUAUUAUAACACAUCAGUACUUGAGAAAAAUAAUUGAAAUUAUUUAUUUUCUACACCAUAUAACUAAAAUAUAGCUACGGAAUGCGCAAGCGUUACGAAAUCUUUUUGAAAAAAAAUAAGAUCUACUAUUAAAAAAUUAAUUUUGUUUCAUGUAAGUAUCAUAUUUACUUAUUUUUUUCAAAGAGAUUGCGUGGUACUUACACACUUCACGGCUACAAAUAUUUUUUCUAAAAAAAAAUAGUACUCUUGAAAACGGAAACAAAUUUAAGAAUGCAUGUAAAUGCAAUCAAGUGUAAAAGAUAUGAAUCUAACCAAAAAAAGAGCAUUACUUGUGGUCAACGCUUGUGCGAAUUGGGAUUUGGGGAGGGGGGAUUCUAUACCCUACAACCUACCACUUAAUUUUUAUUUUACUUUUGGUUGUGAGAAAAUAACUUAUUAGAUUGUGUUACUUGUUUUUCAUCUGAAGAGCCAGCUCAUUAAUUUAUUUGUAUGCAAGAAUGAAUCGAAAUUCAUCCAAGAAAUCGUUCAAGAGGUCUCUAGAAUAGUAAAUUAUUCAUAUCUAAACAACACAAAAUAUCUAGUUGGGAUGGAGUCUCGGGUGCAAGACAUUGAUUUGCUUUUAAGUAUUAGGAUGAAUGACAAACGCAUGGUGGGAAUAUUUGGAGUUGGAGGAAUUGGUAAGACAACUAUUGCCAAAAAGAUCUAUAACUCAAUUUUUUCACAAUUUGAUGUUCAUUGUUUCUUGACAAAUGUUAGAGAAACUUCAAACCAAGUGGGUGGUCUGGUCCAAAUGCAAAAUACACUCCUUAAUGGGAUUCUAAAAACCUAUAAAUGUUUUGAUGUUCGUAAUGUUGAUAGAGGAGUUUAUGAGUUAAAACGCAAACUUUGCUCUAGAAGGGUUCUCUUAAUUCUUGAUGAUGUGGAUAAGUUAGUCUAGCUAGAAACAUUAGCUGGAGAUCGUGAUUGGUUUGGUUUAGGAAGUAGAAUCAUUAUAACUACAAGAGAUCAGAAUUUAUUAAAUAACCAUACGGUUGAUUCAAAAUAUGAAGUAAAGAGAUUGGACCAAAAUGAAGCUCUUGAGCUCUUUAGUUGGCAUGCUUUUGAGGAAGAUAAACCUAUUGAAGAUUAUGUGGAACUCUCUAAGCAAGUAAUAUCAUAUGCUGAGGGCCUUCCACUAGCUUUAACAGUGCUAGGCUCAGAUCUAAGGGGUCAGAGUAUAAAUCAAUGGAGAAGUGUAUUGGAUAAGUAUAAAAGAAUUCCUAGCAAAAAUAUUCAAGAAGUACUCUAUAUAAGUUACGAUGGAUUGGAUGAUAAUGAGAAGGAGAUUUUCCUCGAUAUUGCCUUUUUUUUUCAAAGGACAACACAUGGAUUAUGUCGUUAAAAUAUUAGAUAGUUGUGGUUUCUCUCCAGACAAUGGUAUCAAAAGGCUUAUAGAUAAGUGUCUUAUAACAAUUACUAUUCACAAUACAUUGUGGAUGCAUGACUUGCUACAAGAUAUGGGCAAAGAAAUUGUUCGAAAGGAAUCACGCAAAGAACCAAGCACACGUAGUAGAUUAUGGUUUUACGAAGAUGUUCGCUAUGUACUAGAGGAAAAUGCAGGAACAAACAAUGUUGAGGGGAUAAAAGUGGUUCUGCCUGAGGGCGAUGAUCAUGACAUGAUAUGCUUGAGUCCCAAAUCGUUUGCAAAGAUGAAAAGACUCAGAUUUUUUAUAAGCCGUGGUGCACACUUUUCUGGAAGAUCACUUGAUUAUCUUUCUAAUGAAUUAAGAGUGCUUGAUUGGUCAAACUGUCCUUUACAAUCUUUGCCAUCUAAUUUCCGUGGAGAGAAGCUCAUUGAUUUUCAACUGUAUGGAGGCCGCAUCAAGGACAUUAGCGGCCAAUUUAAGAACUUGACGAUAAUGAAAUUUUCUGAGUGCAAGUUCUUAACCAAAAUCUCAAAUCUUUCAAGUUGCUCAAAUUUACAGGAAUUGGAUAUUUUGGGUUGUGAACAUUUAGUCGAAGUUCAUGAUUCUGUUGGAUUCCUGGAUAAGCUUGUUCGUUUGCGUCUUUAUCACUGCUCCAACCUGAAGAUUUUUCCAAGGCAUCUCAAGUUGAGAUCUCUACAAGUCCUUACACUUCAUAGUUGCUCUAAACUUCAAAACUUUCCAGAAAUCGAGUGUAAAAUGGAAUAUUUAUGUUUAAUCUCAUUAUUGGGCAGUGCAAUAAAAGAAUUGCCUUCAUCCAUUGGGUACCUCACUCCUGCGCUUAAAGAGUUAUUUAUGCCUGGACAAUGCACAAAACUUAUGCAUCUCCCUAGUAGCAUUCAUCAGUUGCAAAAUCUGACGGUGGUUUUUCAAACUGAUUAUGUUGGAUGCUUAACUGGGAUUGAAUGUUUAUCUAUAGAAGGCGGCAUGGACCUCAUGCGUUUUCCAAUUAGUGUUCCUCACUGGCAACAUCCAAAGAGUUUUUCUCUCGAUAAGUAUACAAAUCUUGCAAAAGAAGAAAUAAGUUUAACCAUGAGAUACCGGACUGAGCCUAAACAUUUCCACGUAACAACAUCCGGAAUGAUUAAGAGGUCUGAACCAGAAUCAAGUGCUGAAUUACUCCCGAUGCCGGUUUAUAAUUGGUACCUUCACGACUUUUCAUUUUAUUGCACAUCCACUUUGCAAGAGUUAGAUCUAUCUUGUUGUGAUAUUGUCAGCCUUCCUCUGGGCAUCGAAAUCUAUUUAGAAUUGAGGAUUCUCAAAUUGCAGCAUUGCGAGAAACUUCAAGAAAUUCUACUUCUUCCACCAAAUAUACAAGAGCUAUAUGCUAGUGAGUGUUUCUCCUUGGAAAGAUUCCCAGAAGUAUCAACAAAAUUUCAAUUCCAUACAUCAUGUGGCUUGCGAGACCUAAGAUGGAUUGAUUUGUCCGGUUGCCAUAAAUUGCUUGCAAAUAUAGGGAGUUAGGUGCCAAAUCCUUUAGUUGUUGAGGAACAUAUUCAGGACCAUUCAUGUGGUAUUAUAUUUCUUGGGCAUAAGAUUCCAGAUUGAUUUAGCCAUACUAAGGAGCCUUCAAAUAGAGAUUCGUGUGAAUUGAAUAUUUGUGGGGCCUUGUAUUUGGAUGAAAUCAUAGGUAUUGUUUUCUGUGCUGUUCUUGGAUCCAACUCGGAUGACUCCCCCUCCGGUAUCCGUGUUUCUAUAAAUGGUAACAUGCUGGUAGAAGCAAAUUUUGAAUUAUUAGGAGACUGCGAUCAUGUAUAUCUAAAUUACUCAUUUCCUGAAUGUACCGAGCAAUGGCUACAGUACCCAACAGGAGACAAUUUGAGGUUUAUAUUUGAUAGCAAUGAAGAAGUUGUAGUGGUGUUUAAAAGUUGCGGAGUUCACAUAAUCUAUAAGCAUGAAGAGAAUGAGAGUUUAAUAGUUGGGGAGUGCUCAGUAGAUUCAUCGAGUGGUAUCCAGAAGUAUCAACAAAAUUUCAAUUCUAUACAUCAUGUGUCUUGCGAGAGCUAAGAUGGAUUGAUUUGUUCGGUUGCCAUAAAUUGGUUGCAAAUAUAGGGAGUCAGGCGCCAAAUCCUUCAUUUGUUGAGGAACAUAUUCAAGACCAUUCAUGUGGUAUUAUAUUUCCAGGGAAUAAGAUUCUAGAUUGGUUUAGCCAUACUAAGGAGCCUUCAAAAAGAGAUUCGGGCGAAUUGGAUGUUAGUGGACCCUUUUAUUUGGAUGAAAUCAUAGGAAUUGUUUUCUGUGCUGUUCUUGGAUCCAACACGGAUGACUCCCCCUCCGGUAUUUGUGUUUCUAUAAAUUAACGGUAACAUGCUUGUAGAAGCAAAUCUUGAAUUAUUAGGAGACUGGAAUCAUGUAUUUCUAAAUUACUCAUUUCCAGAAUGUAUCGAGCAAUGGCUACGAUACCCAACAGGAGACAAUCUGAGGUUUAUAUUUGAUAGCAAUGAAGAAGCUGCAGUGAUGUUUAAAAGUUAUGGAGUUCACAUAAUCUAUAAGCAUGGAGAGAAUGAGAGUUUAACUGUUGGGGAGUGCUCAGUAGAUUCAUCGAAUGGUAUCUAACUUUGUAAGAGACGCCGAGAUGAUGAAGACCGCAACUUGGAAUUCAAUGGGUAUCCACAACACAAGAUGUGCUCUCAAAACUUGAGCAAUUCAAAUGUGGUUGUUGAUUUUGCAGAUGUUGAUGCUGAUUUCGCAGUAGCAGAAGGAGGCUCUGAGGGAAGUUUAAAAGAAGAAGAAGUACUUGCCUCUCGAUCUGCAUCCUAAGAAGGCCAAGCCAAUUCAGAGAAGCUGGCUUACUAGGCACUAGGUUGAAUCUGUUGCUCUCUUUUCUCCUCCUCAGCUUCUUGAAAGACUUUCAGCUUUACUAAAGCCUUGUGAAGAACCAUGCAUGGAACAUCAAAUUUAUCUUCAAAAACUGCUUUAUUUCUUCUGGACCAAAUACCUGCAAAUAUUACAAAUAUUUCUUCUAUUUCUUCUGAUUAGAACUCUGCUACAGUUUUUCCCAUAACUGGAAAAAUUAUAUGGAACUUAAUUAAUACGCUUUAAUUAGUUGGUUUAUUGGUUCUUAUAUAUAUAUAUAUAUAUAAUCGAAGUAUACCAGAAAAUCCAGUAGUUAAUAAUUCAACUGUCUCAGUUUGACUGAGAUUAUUGUGGACAUAAGCAUUUGCAACUAAAGACAUCUUAUUCAUGAUAUUAAAGAUUUCUUGUUCAGAGAAUCCGUCAAUAUUCCAUUCAUAAAUGUUGUAAAAAAAAUGAUAAACUGUGUUAUAUAUAUAUGUGUAUAUAUAAUUAAUAUGUUAGGUGAUCGUGGCAUUUUUUGAUAUUGGGGUAUUAAUUUGGAUUAAUUAAUUGCCUUUCUUGUAUUUCUUGGCACCACACAAAAUUAUAUUAUUCUUUCCUCUAAACAGACAUGAUGAAUUAAAUGAUGAGUCUCAGUCUCUCUAUACUGAAACCUUAAUUAAUUAAUUAGUAGUACUAUUAAUAAUCCUAUCAACCAAAUGCACAACUCAUGAUGACAAAAUUAUAAGUAAAUGCACGUAUAGACCUAAUUUCCACUUAUGUUUUCAUUGGAUACAAUUUUUCCAUUCACUCCAAAUUAAUUAAUGAUGAUGCGUGAAGUAUAUAUGUUAAUAGUUUAAAAAUAUAUAUCUUUUGUCAAAGCUUUGCAGGUGAAUUCUACUUUUGAUCAGUUGGCUGAAGGAGCUGAAUUUGAAGUUAGGAUUUGGAGCGCAAACGAAACCAUAACUUGUGUUCUUAGUCAGGACUGGAUGAACCAUUAAACAGCACAGGCGAUAUGCUGAAAUUAAGUUCACUUUAUUGUUUUAAAAAAAUCAAUUUAUAUAUGUACACGUGUAUGAUACAUGGCUUAAGAAUGGUUAUUGUUCUUCUUUCUUGCUCCAACUUCUCUGUAAUUGAACCUCUCUGAUGAAUGGUAUUUACU
Messenger RNA from Carya illinoinensis, 6051 nucleotides. Its product is annotated as disease resistance protein RUN1-like. Bases 1950 to 3578 code for a protein of 542 amino acids. The record is from RefSeq and is a predicted model, not a curated record. Gene Ontology annotation, molecular function: protein binding. The transcript is spliced from 6 exons. Lineage: Eukaryota; Viridiplantae; Streptophyta; Magnoliopsida; Fagales; Juglandaceae. Gene Ontology annotation, biological process: defense response.